UAAUGUACUGUAAUAUCAGAAAGCGUGGGCUUCUCUGAAUUUUCCUCCCAACUUUAAAAUUAUUUUUGCCCCUCUUUCUCUCUCCUCCAUUGAAGCUCACUCCUGUGUCUCAGAGUUCUACCGUAGAAGCAUGAUCUGAGUUCUCCAUUGAAGACCCUUCUUAGUUUUCUCUGUUCCAUUGAAACAGCCUGAGGUAAUUUUAUUUUUAAUUGCUAUUGAUCAUUAGAUAUCAAUUUUACAAUCUAGGGUUUAUUGUUAAUCAAAUUGUCUGUAUAGUCAAUUCCGGGUUCUUGUGAGGUGAAAUAUUGAACUAUAGGUUAUAAUUACUGAUUUUAUAAAUGACUAUAACAAACAAUUUUGUUCAUUUCUUAUGUAGAGGAAUUUUAUGUGAUUUUGGAGCCCAAUUUGAUUAAUUUUGAAUUGCAUUCUUUUAUUCAUAUCCCUUCAAUGUUAGAUUAAGCUUAUUGUUAAGUUUGAUUUUUUUUAUUUUUAUUUUUACUUUUUUAUCAUUGAAACAUGGAAAUAAUUAAUUGUGUUAUUAAGAAUCAAUUCUUGUUGUUGGAAUUUUGUGUUAAAAAUACUUAAUGGAUCAAAAUAGCAGUGACACCCUUUUAUUAGAUGGGAAUUAGGUUGAUAAUGAAUUGCAGAAUUCUGUCUAUAACCCUUUAAUGUUAGAUUAAGUUUAUUACUUCGUAUAAGUUUGAUUCUUGUUUCAUUUUAUUGAAGCAGGGAAUUAAUUAAUUCAGGAUCAGGGGAUUAUGUGUUAAUAAUACUCCUAUAGUCCUAUGGAUUUGAGGUUGAAACCAUGUAGUACUACUACGUUACAGAAUGAUCGAAAUUGUGGUGACAUCCUUAUAUCAGAUAGGCUCACCAAUUUACCUGAUGAAUUAUUGAUUCGGAUACUGUCUUUGCUUCCCACCAAGGAUGCUGCUGUUACUAGCAUCUUGUCCAAGAGGAUGAGGUGUAUAUUCCCUUUGAUUACGAGCCUCGAAUUUGAUGAUUCACCUAUAUCUCAUUGUUCGGAUUUUCCCUUUGCGAUCCAACGUUUCCCCACUUUUGUCACCUUUGUUGACAGUGUUCUCUCUGCAUACAAGUCUCAGUAUCUUACCAGGUUUAAGCUUGGAGUAGGUGCAGACUUCACGGACACAUCUUGUACGGAUUGCAAGUUUAAUGGUCCAGAAGAGAAAGACUGUUGCCCGGACUUGAAAGCUACACAAGUUAAUGCGUGGAUCUCUUUUCCAUUAACCCGUUGUGGCCUCAGAGAGCUUGACCUUCGCAUUCAAGUGAAGCAACCUGGUGAUUGUCUGCUCCCCCUUGAGAUUUUCAACUGUGAAACUUUGGAGGUGUUGAAGCUCGAUGUUAACCUUAGUCUUGAUAAAACUUCAACUAUGUCAUCCUUUCAUCUUCCAAACUUGAAACUACUCCAAUUACGUGUGGCUUUCAUUUUCGAGGAAGCCUUUGUGACAAGGCUAGUUUCUGGUUGUCCUGUACUUGAAGACCUCAUUGUGGAUGUUUAUUGGAACCACGUCCAUUUCACAAAUAUCUCCUCCCCUUCUCUUCGGAGAUUAUGCUUAUUUGUGAAUAAACUUGAUUACGUAGACAAUACUGAUUGUGUGAUUAUUAAUACUCCAAAUUUGGAGUAUCUUGAAUACACCGAUAAUUUAGCUUUACAGUACUCUGUCCCAAAUAUGAAUUGCCUUGUUAAAGCAGAUGUCUACCUGGAAAAUCAAUUGUUAAGGGAAGAAUUUGAGGUUUCUUCUGUGCAAAUGCUUACCUUUAUAAGGCCCUUGUCUAAUGUUCAGCAUUUAACAUUGUCUGGUGCAUGCAUAGAGGUUUUAAGCUAUGUUGACGUAAAUGAUCAUCUGCCCGUUUUUAAUAACUUGAAGCGACUAGAGCUUUAUCAUUGUUGUAACUCUUGGGAUAAGUUGCUGCUAGCAUUUCUGAAUUGUUCUCCUGUCUUAGAAACACUUGUCUUUCCGACGGGAUUCGUAUCAUCUGGUGAUACUACAAGUAGUCGUUACAAUCAGGAUACAUGUGUGCUGGAACGAAGAUUUUGUGAAGAAGCUCUCUCAGUUGUUCCUUCAUGUUGCAGAAAUCAUCUUAAAAGAAUUGUGAUAAAGUAUUACUAUGGGAUUGAAAGGGAAUUAUGUUUGAUCCGAUUUCUGCUGAGAUAUGCGUUAGUUUUGGAGGACUUGGUCUUAUUCCGAAGAAAGUUUGCAAAAGCAGAUCGAAUGUUCCUAGAGAAUACAUUGCAGAAUCUACCAAGGGCCUCCGUCGCCUGUUCAAUUCAUGUGUUGAAUUGUAACUUGCCCAUGGUGAGGAGGACUUCCUAAUUAUACUUUUACUCGCUGUUUUAGAGAGGGGGGAAAAAUCAUGUGCUGACUAUAGAUUGAUGGCAGCAAUGUAUUGCCUAUGCCACCAACUGCAGUGAUACAUUUGUGAAAUUUUAAUGUGUUUUUUACGGCUCAAUCAUUCGAAUAACUCGUUUAGUACUUGUAUUCUACUUGUACUUCGUAAGUUCGUAUCUGCCUUGUGUUUAUGUUGUUUUAUAAAGUAUUCUUUCCGUUUUUAAA
This is a messenger RNA of Chenopodium quinoa (quinoa), 2573 nucleotides long. RefSeq names its product F-box/LRR-repeat protein At4g14103-like. The coding region runs from base 786 to 2333 and encodes 515 amino acids. The record is from RefSeq and is a predicted model, not a curated record. The transcript has 3 exons. Lineage: Eukaryota; Viridiplantae; Streptophyta; Magnoliopsida; Caryophyllales; Amaranthaceae. Gene Ontology annotation, molecular function: protein binding.